Molecule: messenger RNA, 3246 nt
Organism: Trichechus manatus latirostris (Florida manatee)
Lineage: Eukaryota; Metazoa; Chordata; Mammalia; Sirenia; Trichechidae
Gene: DNAAF10
Product: dynein axonemal assembly factor 10
Exons: 8
Coding region: 1219-2148 (309 amino acids)
Biological process (GO): regulation of gene expression; maturation of 5.8S rRNA
Cellular component (GO): exosome (RNase complex); nucleolus
Molecular function (GO): protein binding; RNA binding; DNA binding
Source: RefSeq, a predicted model, not a curated record
GUCUGUAAGGGAGCAAGUACCAAUCCUGGGGUUCGUAUUCUUCUUUGCCCAAAGCCUUUGACUAGCAUCUCUCCAAAACACAGCUCGAGCUGCGCAAGACGAGCGAAGCUGACCGCACACUAAGGAAUCUUUCCAACUUAAAAUGCUUUUGUUGGAGCCCUGAAUUCUCUUCAGCUGGCUGGUUCAUCCACGCCUUGCCGGCGUCUUUCUCCAGCCAUCCCCAGCGCAGUCCAGCGCGAGAUCUUUGGGAGGUGACGUUAAGCAUUCGUGUCUAAGUUCGAGACCUUUCUCGGCAGUUCGCAUGUUUGCUGAGAGUUUGUUACUACGCCCAUGUUAGCAAAAUGCUUUUUCACACCAGCAGACCCAAAGCGGCGCCUACCCCCAGGGAACCUUUAGUGUAAUUGGAGGAGACAACCUUACACAUUUAUUCAUUCUUUCAACAAGUAUCGGUUGAGGACUUGGUAUUCCCAGGCAUGUGAAUGGCAAGGUCCCCAAUCUCAUGGAGUUUAUUUUGUAGUAGGGGAGAUAAUCAAUGAAAUAAGUUCUUUAAAAUAAAGGACCACGGUUCUAUGAGAGUAAAAACAGAUUUGGGAUGGGUCGAAGCCUCAGUGGUUAAGCGCUUGACUGCUAACUGAAAGGUCAGCGGUUGGAACCCACCAGCCGCUCUGCGGGAGAAAGAUGUGGCUGCUUCUGUAAAGAUUUACACCUUUGGAAACCCUAGGGGGCAGUUCUGCUGUGUACUAUAGGGUCGCUGUGAGGCUUGAAUUGACUCGCUGGCACCCAACAGCAACAACAGAAGCUAAGUAAGACAAACUGGGAGUGGAGAAUGAGACUUCCAGGAGAUACAGCAUAUACGGAAGCCCAGAGGUGGAGAGGGUUUUUAUCACUUAAGAAACAAGAGGGAUAAUCAGGGACCAGACCUUGCAAGAUAUGUAGGCCAUUUAAAGGAUUUAUGCCUUUAUUCUAAUAGAAAUGGGAUGUCCUUGAAGGGCUUUAAGUAGAGUGUGGCAAGAUCAGAUUUACAAGUUUUUUAAAAGAUCACUAGUGAAAGAAUUAGAAAAUAACAAUAACCAACAUUUUUAUAGCUCUUCACAAUUUAAAAAAUGCCUUGAUUUGGGUUGCCUGGAAAAAAGAAAAACGAUCGGGCAUCAUCAGAUGUUUAGUAUUGUAAUAGACUACAAAUGCAGGGAAGCUUGAGAACUCCAGGGCUCAAAAGCUAUGGAGAGAAUCCGCUUGGAGGAGGUGACAGUUAAACUGAUUGAAAAGGCCAAACCCAUUAAAUGUGGAACAUUCAGUGCAACAUCUUUACAGCAGAGAUACUUAGCUACUGGAGACUUUGGUGGAAACCUUCAUAUAUGGAAUUUGGAGGCUCCCGAGAUCCCAGUGUAUUCUGUAAAGGGCCAUAAAGAAAUUAUCAAUACUAUAGAUGGCGUAGGUGGACUAGGAAUUGGGGAAGGAGCGCCUGAAAUUGUGACUGGCAGCCGAGAUGGAACUGUCAAGGUGUGGGACCCAAGGCAGAAAGAUGAUCCUGUCGCUAAUAUGGAACCUGUACAAGGAGAAAACAAGAGAGACUGUUGGACUGUGGCAUUUGGCAAUGCUUAUAAUCAAGAGGAACGCGUUGUUUGUGCUGGCUAUGACAACGGGGAUAUUAAACUGUUUGACCUCAGAAAUAUGUCAUUGCGGUGGGAGACUAACAUAAAAAAUGGGGUAUGUAGCGUGGAGUUUGACAGAAAAGACAUAAGUAUGAAUAAGUUAGUUGCUACAUCUCUGGAAGGAAAGUUCCAUGUUUUUGACAUGAGAACACAGCAUCCAACCAAAGGUUUUGCUUCUGUUUCAGAAAAGGCUCAUAAAUCUACCGUAUGGCAGGUCCGCCACCUGCCACAGAACAGAGAGCUCUUUCUGACUGCUGGAGGUGCCGGUGGCCUUCACCUCUGGAAGUAUGAAUACCCUAUUCAGCGGUCAAAGAAAGACUCCGAGGGUGUGGAGAUGGGAGUCGCGGGCUCCGUCAGCCUCCUGCAGAACGUGACGUUGUCUACCCAGCCCAUUUCAAGUUUGGACUGGAGUCCAGACAAAAGGGGCCUCUGCAUCUGUAGUUCAUUUGACCAAAUGGUGAGAGUACUGAUUGUUACAAAACUCCACAAAAUUUGAUCAAGAUUUUGGACUUGAGAGCUUCCAGAGGAACUCUCAUGGAAUGUAAGAUAUGUUCUGGGAACCUCUGACUGAACAAAGUUGGGCUUUGAUGAAAAAAGUCCCAGACGCAAACUGGGCGUGCUCCUGUGCGCGGGUGUGAAACACCAAGGGCUGUCAGAGUGACCUGCCUGACUGACUUGCUGCUGGGCGUGGGGCACCGCUCUCCAGAGCCAGCUCUCUCCUCUCCCCUCCAUUUCCACUAAAAGACAGUUGUUGUCUAUAUGUACACAUAUUUUUAACUAGUGCUGCAUCUCCAAAGUUCCAUAUUUUAUCUUGACACCUGUAUUGCACCUUAGUGUUUACAGUGUUGCGAUAAGGAUUAUUUAAUUUUGUUUAAAACAGUUUGCCUUGAGAAAACAACUGUGUAUUUACCUUCAGAAGUAAACUCUGAGAGAUUUCAGUGUCAGGAAGUUUCUGUACAGAAUAUUACAAAAUUUCAGAAUAGCACUGUCAGACUAAAUUUGGGUAACUGUUUUCAGCAGGAUAACUGAUAAUAUGAAAUCCUGUGAUUCACAGAGACCUCUUUUUUCGUGAAAGUACAGGGAAUUGAGUUAGUGAGACUUUUGAUUGUUGACUGUGGCAAGUGAUACUGUUGAGAUGUACAAGGUUGUGGGGGCUUUAUGGCGUUAUUUUUUGUCAAUCCUUUUUAUAUAUCUUAUGAAUAAACUUUUUUGAAAUCUGCGAAGGCUUCGAUUCUGUUAACAGUAGUAAUAAAGCCAACUCUGUCACUUCUGUUUGCUUUAUGAGUUCUUAAUGAGUACCAGUUAAUUCACCUUGUUUCUUUAAUGUUCACCCCAUUUUUGGCUAAGCCUUCAGAGGUAUUCACUCUUUCAUUAAGCCUACCUUCUCCCACCUCCAUUCAAGAGACUAAGUUAGUUGCGGUCUAGUAGAUUUCGACUCAUGGCGACUCCACGUGUAUCAGAGUAGAACUGUGCUCCACAGGGUUUUAAUGGCUGAUUUUUUAGAAGUAGAUCACCAGGCCUUUCUUCUGAGGUUCUUCUGGGUGGACUCAAACCUUGCCACCUAAAACAUAAUAUGUAAUUUUGUGUGAUUUCA